Molecule: messenger RNA, 1266 nt
Organism: Aspergillus steynii IBT 23096
Lineage: Eukaryota; Fungi; Ascomycota; Eurotiomycetes; Eurotiales; Aspergillaceae
Product: O-methyltransferase
Exons: 6
Coding region: 1-1266 (421 amino acids)
Molecular function (GO): O-methyltransferase activity
Source: RefSeq, a predicted model, not a curated record
AUGAAGAAAAAAAUAAACAGUAACUUGACAAUUUUCGACGAAAUUGCCAAUGUCAAGAAACUAGCGGAGGCCGAAGCAAGCGGGGACCAGAAUGCCCACGGUCCGCUGUUAGCCGCGAUCCGCUCGCUGCAAUUAACAGCGGAGACGCCGGUUGAGACGACGUCUCGCGUGAAUUUCCAGAUUAUGCAAAAUAUCUGCGUUCGCGUCGCCAUCGAGAGAAGACUACUCCAUGUUAUCGCGGACAGCGACCGUCCGAUUACCUCGGUGGAGAUAGCCCGUGCGACCGACACGGACGAGUUGUUAAUUGUGCGCGUGAUGCGGGUGUUGACGGCGAUCGGCUUUGCGGACGAGACGGCAAAUCAGACGUACGCAGCGAACGACGUGACUCGCUUCGAGAUUCUACCGGGUUCCAUUGCGGCCGUGAAGCACCAUUUCGAGCCUGACUUUGGCAUGGGCGCGAGGCUAGUCGACUACAUGCGUGGGCCUGGGGUCUCGCAAUUCGCCGACGAGCCUGACCAGAUGACGCUGUUCAAGUAUGCCCACGGGUUCGACAAGAUCUUCGGCAUGCUGGAGGUGAACCCGGAGCAGAAAGAUGCUUUUGACGGGUACAUGGCGGCACGACGCCUGGUGCAGCAGCCGCAGUGGUUUGAAAUGUACCCAGCAGCCGAGAAAUUGGGGAACGUGCGGUCGCAGGCAGACUCGGUGCUACUAGUCGACGUGGGCGGUGGACCGGGUCAGGAAAUGGCGCGAUUCAGGCAGCGACACCCGGAGAUUGCAGGUCGGAUCAUUCUCCAGGAUCUGCCCUUGACCUUGAACCGGAUCGAGCAGGUUCCGGAGGGAAUUGAGCCGAUGGAGCACGACUUCUUCACGCCGCAGCCAGUGCACGGAGCACGGGCAUAUUUCUUCCGCCAGGUGAUGCAUAAUUGGUCCGAUGCGAAGAGUAUCCAGAUCCUGUCCCGGAUUGCAGACGCCAUGGAGGCGGACUACUCGACGCUGCUGAUCGAUGACUACGUGCUGCCCGAUACCGGGGCCGGAUUGCGGGCGGCGGAGAUGGACAUCCUCAUGUGGUUACAUACGGCGGGGUUGGAACGGACGGUGUCGCAGUGGAAAGCGCUAUUUGAUGCAGUUGGGCUCGAGUUGGUGGAGAUUUGGAACACCGAUAAGGGCGAUGAGUCAGUGUUGGAAGUGCGCAAGAGGGCCAGUACGCAGAGUAGUGGACCCGCGAUGGUGGCGACGCAAUCCGCGCUUGUUGCUGCAGGUCAAUGA